Selaginella moellendorffii is the source of this 1249-nucleotide messenger RNA. RefSeq names its product cinnamoyl-CoA reductase 2-like. NCBI's taxonomy places the organism in Eukaryota, Viridiplantae, Streptophyta, Lycopodiopsida, Selaginellales, Selaginellaceae. The record is from RefSeq and is a predicted model, not a curated record. The transcript is spliced from 6 exons. Bases 164 to 1168 code for a protein of 334 amino acids. Gene Ontology annotation, molecular function: oxidoreductase activity, acting on the CH-OH group of donors, NAD or NADP as acceptor.
AACAGUAGCCUAGAGACCGGCGCCAUAGUGCUCCAGUUGCGACGCCACAGCGCUCCAGGAUGCUUCCUCAGAAGGCAAGCGGAAAUUCUUGAAGACUUGAUAGAGUGUAUAAAUACACAGCAGCGCAAGCUAGAGCAAAUAAGUAGCAAAUAGAGCAAAGAGCAUGGCAAUGGAAGAAAGCAAGAAGGUCGUGUGUGUGACUGGAGCCGGGGGUUUCAUUGCCUCUUGGAUUGUAAAGCAGCUUCUGGAGAAAGGCUAUACUGUUCACGGCACCGUGCGCGACCCAAGUAACAAUGCGAAGUGUGGACAUCUCAAGCAGCUCCCAGGAGCUGGGGAGAGGCUCAAGCUGUUCAAAGCCGAUGUUCUCGACUACGAUUCCAUUGUCCCAGCAGUCCGGGGCUGUGAGGCCGUCUUCCACACAGCCUGCCCCUUCUUCUGGAAGUUUGACACCCCAGAUGAUGUGUUGGUCCCAGCAAUCACUGGAACGGAGAAUGUGAUGCGUGCUUGCAGCGAGGAGAAGAUCAAGCGAGUGGUGAUGACUUCCUCCGGCGCAGCGGUCAUGUUUGACCCCGAUCGUCCCGAGGACAAGGUGGUUGAUGAGCGCUGCUGGACGAACGUUGACCACUGCCGCAAAAACGAGCGGUGGUACUUGGUUGCCAAGACCGAGGCGGAGAAGACGGCAUGGAAGUUUGCCGAAGAGAAAGGGCUCAAACUUCUCGUGGUGUGCCCGGUUUACGUGUUUGGUCCUCUCUUGCAACAAACCCUCAACACUAGCAGCGAAUAUCUCAAGGAAGUUGUAGAAGGUUCCCGGAAUCCUUCGCCAAGUUCUUACAUUCCUCUCGUGGACGUGAGAGAUGUUGCAAAAGCUCACAUUUUGGCAGUCGAGAACGAGGCUGCUUUGGGGCGCUACUUUUGCGUUGCACUGAGCGUUUCCCACAGAGACGUCCUGAAAUCGGUCAAGGAAAAGUUCCCCGAGCUUCGCUGCUGUGCCCACGAGGGUGUUUCUGAAACGAGCAUUGGAAUUCCUCAUGCCGGAAGAUACGAUGGAAUCCCCCCCGAGAAGAUUGGGAACAAGAAAACUACAGAGCUAAUAGGAGGAUUCAUACCUUAUGAACAAACUCUCUUUGACACCAUUGCUAGCAUCCGUGAACGAGGUUUUCUGCCAUGAAAAUGAAAGAACUCAAGGACUAUUGCUAUAGAUCUGUAUGAAAACGAAAAUGAAUGAAUGUGCGUAUUGGUUUGCAAAUUA